Messenger RNA from Dioscorea cayenensis subsp. rotundata (Guinea yam), 1369 nucleotides. Its product is annotated as bifunctional L-3-cyanoalanine synthase/cysteine synthase 2, mitochondrial. Gene Ontology annotation, cellular component: cytoplasm. The transcript is spliced from 10 exons. The record is from RefSeq and is a predicted model, not a curated record. Gene Ontology annotation, molecular function: cysteine synthase activity. NCBI's taxonomy places the organism in Eukaryota, Viridiplantae, Streptophyta, Magnoliopsida, Dioscoreales, Dioscoreaceae. Bases 58 to 1179 code for a protein of 373 amino acids.
AUACAUUGUUUUUAGCCAUAAACUCAUCCACAUCUCAUCAAGAGAAAGCAAGAAAGAAUGGCAAGGUUGAUGAUGGAGAUGAUUAGAAAGGGAAGUAGGAAGCUAUGUCUCUUGGAGAGAAGAACAAACUCAUCAAUCUUCUCCUUCUCCACUGAGACAGCAUCAACCACUUAUCAUCAUCCUCAAAGUAUCAUCAAGGAUCUCUCUAGAAGUAACAUCAAGAGUGAUGCCACAAAGAUGAUUGGGAAGACACCAAUGGUGUUCUUGAACAGAGUUAGUGAAGGAUGUGAAGCAAGAGUAGCUGUCAAGUUGGAAAUGAUGCAACCCACAUGCAGUGUUAAGGACAGGCCUUCAGUUGCCAUGAUUGAGGAUGCAGAGAAGAAAGGCUUAAUAACACCCGACAAGACGACGUUGAUUGAACCAACAUCGGGGAACAUGGGGAUCGGUUUGGCGUUCAUGGCGGCGCUAAAAGGAUACAAGCUUGUGUUGACAAUGCCGUCGUAUACGAGCAUUGAGAGGAGGGUGACUAUGCGAGCUUUUGGCGCGAAUCUAGUGCUUACCGACCCGACUAAAGGUAUGGGAGGGACAGUGAAGAAGGCUUAUGAACUCAUGGACUCUUAUCCUGAUGCUUUCAUGCUUCAACAGUUUGAAAAUCCUGCCAAUGUCAAGGUUCACUUUGAGACAACAGGGCCAGAGAUAUGGAAUGAUACUUGCGGUGAAGUCGAUAUUUUUGUGAUGGGAAUAGGGAGCGGAGGAACGGUAAGCGGAGUUGGUCAAUAUCUUAAAUCCAAGAACCCGAAUGUUAAGAUUUACGGAGUCGAGCCAGCAGAAAGUAAUAUAUUGAAUGGAGGAAAACCGGGUCCUCAUCAUAUUACCGGAAAUGGUGUCGGAUUCAAGCCGAAGAUUUUGGAUAUGGAUGUAAUGGAGAAAGUUCUUGAGGUAUCUAGUGAAGAUGCAGUUAAAAUGGCCAGAGAAUUGGCACUCAAAGAGGGUCUCAUGGCCGGGAUAUCGUCGGGAGCAAACACAGUUGCAGCAUUAAGGCUCGCAAAAAUGCCGGAAAACAAAGGAAAACUUAUUGUGACUGUGCUUCCAAGUUUUGGAGAGAGGUACUUGUCAUCAGUGUUGUUCCAACAACUGAGAGAAGAGGCUGAGAAGAUGGAACCAGUUGAAGUUAAUUAGCCUCGAAACCGAUUAAUUAUGAUUGAGAUUAAGAUAAAAUUAUCGAGAUUAAUUUCAUUGAUCUCUAAAAGUUUUCAUGGUUUUAGUGUUCCUUAUUGUUUUGGUGAUGCAUUUUCUCUGUUCUUCAACUAGUUUAAAUUUAAGUGUGCUUUGUAUUGUGAUGUAAUUUAAAUUUCAAAUUAGUUUUUUU